GCGAAGCUGUAUCAGUUCUCACAGAAGCGAUCUUACUGAACACGCGGGGCAAGUGCGAAUGAAAGAAGUAAACAACUUUGUAGGUUCAGUUGAAACAUGGCUUGCAAAAAAAUAGGCAGCUUAAGUAACGCAGUGUGGCAAAGAAGCGCCGCACGCAGAGUUUCGCUGUGUGCAGGAUUGAAUAUUCCUGCUUUUGCCUGUGGAAGCUUCGCCUCGGCUGGUGCAACAAUGAACGGACAGAACUGCUGCAAAGAUGGACACAACUGUGGACCGACGAGAAAUCUAGCAGCUAACCAUAACCCUGUCGCGGCCCCGGUCACGUCGCACAGACAUCAGAUCGUGGGCAAGGAGUCUCUUACCAAAUCUGGCAGGGCUUUCUCAUCCACGGCCCCAAAGAUCAACAAUAAAACGUACUUGUGGGCGAGAUACAACGAGAUGAAACGGCUCGUGCACGAUUUGAUUCCUCCUGGGGUGUGCAAUCUUUUGAACCCUUCCACCAUCUAUGCCAACAACGAGGUGAAUCUGGAAGAGGUGGACAUCUACGGCUUUGACUACGAUUACACGCUCGCGCUCUAUUCCAGCGCGCUGGACGAGAUGAUAUACAACAAGGCGCGAGAGUUUCUCGUUCAGCACUACAAGUAUCCUGAGGGAAUCAGUAAGUAUGACUACAUUCCCAACUUCGCAACUCGGGGACUUCACUACGACAUCCAAAAGGGACUACUGAUGAAAAUCGACGCCUUCCAUUACAUUCAGUUGGGCACUGUUUAUAGGGGUCUGAAACCUGUCCCCGAUGAGGAGGUCAUGAAACUUUACGGAGGUUCGAAUCAUGUUCCCCUCCACCAAGUCAGUGGAUUUUACGGCAAGGGUCCCAAAAUGAAGCAGUUUAUGGAUGUGUUCUCCAUCCCUGAGAUGACUCUCUUGGCAGCUGCGAACGAUUACUUUAUCUCAAAUGACAUUGAGUAUGACCCAGUUCAUCUCUACAAAGAUGUCUCAGAUGCGAUUGGAAUGGUGCAUAUUAAGGGAUACAUGUACAAAUGGAUCAUGCAAGAUCUUGAGAAAUACAUUCUCCGAGGAGACGAGACAUACGCUGUGUUGCACCGGCUGGCCAGUCAUGGGAAGAAGCUUUUCCUUAUUACCAACAGCCCCUUCAGCUUUGUUGAUAAAGGUAUGAAGUACAUGGUUGGAAAGGAGUGGAGGGACUUCUUUGACGUUGUCAUUGUUCAGGCUGACAAACCUCAUUUUUUUAACGAUUGUGUAAAACCAUUCAGACGUUUGGACAGCAAUGGAGACUUGCAGUGGGAUAGAAUCAAGAGUUUGGAGAAGGGACAGAUUUAUAAACAGGGAAACCUCGUGGACUUUUUGAAGCUAACAGGAUGGCGAGGGUCCAAGGUUUUCUAUUUUGGAGAUCAUCUCUACAGUGACUUGGCAGACCUGAUGCUGCGUCAUGGGUGGAGGACGGGAGCGAUUGUGCCUGAACUUGAGGUGGAGACAAAGGUGGUGAACACAGAGCAGUACGCUCAAAGUCUCACGUGGUUGCAGGCGCUCACCGGACUGCUGGAGCGCAUGCAGAUGUAUCGGGACCCUGAGUCCAAGAAGGUUCUGCAGGAGUGGCUGAAAGAGAGAGAGGAGCUACGGGCAGUCACCAAGAACCUCUUCAACCCUCACUUUGGCAGCAUAUUCCGUACCUGCCACAACCCCACCUACUUUUCCCGCCGCCUGUGCCGAUUCUCAGACCUCUACAUGGCCUCUAUCAGCUGCCUGCUGAACUACGACCUCUCAUACACCUUCUACCCUCGCCGAACGCCCCUGCAGCACGAAGCCCCCCUCUGGAUGGACCAGCUCUGCACCGGCUGCAUGAAGACACCCUUCUUAGAAGAGAUGGCCCAUAUCCGUUAAAACCGCUAAAGGUUUAAUGUGCAAAUAUAAACUGAAAUGAGGGGGUGUGUGUUUGUCUCUAUUGCAUUGGAGACGUGGCACUUUUUGCAUGAACGCCACAUACAACAGGGCCACCUGCUGGAUGUUAUGUUACAAUGCAUCUCAAAGUUCUCGAGCCUUGGACAGUUAAAGACUGGCUUGUUGAAGAACUUCUUAUGUUCUUAUCUCUAACUUUUUUUUUUUUUUUUUUUUUUUAUUUGAUGCUGUUGCAUUACGUCUUACUAAACAUAGUUAGAUGUUAAGUGGUUUACACUUCUUUUUGGUUUUGUAGAUUAAACCUGUAUGUCAUUGAUAAUCACAACAGGGUAAUGUUUGUACUAACAUGAAUCAUGAUAGCAGGAGGAGUGAAACUAUACUUAGGGUACCCAGACUUUUUGUACUCUGGUAGGCCAAAGUAUUAAGCCGCUGGCCAAAAAUGCACAAUAUGAGUUACAAAUACAGUAGGUCUGAUUACAAGUACGAUUAGGUCAAAUAGCUUCCUAGAUUUGGUGUUGUAAUGUUACUUACCCUCCCCACACUACAGUGAUAAAUGUAGCCAAGCCUCAUAAAAGUUUGAAUAUGCGCAGGUAAAGUCUCCUUUAGCUUAUUAUUUAGUAGAGACAUGAUUUUUUUUAAAAUGACAGCUGUAUUGACACACAUGGAAGCUCCUGGAGGGCCAAACCAAAUGCCGUUGUUAUUUUUGACCUUGCAAGCCCUCACUGUUUGUGGCUUUAUACUAAGCUUCUGUACAAUCAGAGCUUUGUUUGCUUAGUUAAAUCUGUGAAUAGCUAUGCUGCUAAAUUCAGUUUUCCAGGAACAAGAAAGAUGUCAUCUUUUCUAUGUACUUGCUCUACAAUUUAUAAAAUCAAAUAAAAGGCUUUGUAUUAAUAUA
Molecule: messenger RNA, 2806 nt
Organism: Puntigrus tetrazona (Sumatra barb)
Lineage: Eukaryota; Metazoa; Chordata; Actinopteri; Cypriniformes; Cyprinidae
Gene: nt5dc2
Product: 5'-nucleotidase domain containing 2
Exons: 14
Coding region: 97-1896 (599 amino acids)
Molecular function (GO): 5'-nucleotidase activity
Source: RefSeq, a predicted model, not a curated record